AUGUAUGCAUCAAACCAAGGUCAUAGAAGAAAGUCACAAUCAGAUAGUAGACGAAACAGUAACGGAGUUCAAGGUUCCGAAAGUGGUGGAUCCGGUAGUGACAAUAAUGUUACUGAUGACAUCGUCAAAGUUACUGCUUCAUUAGACAAUAUUAAUAUAUGUGAUAAUGAAAAUGAAUCCAAGUCCGCCGCUCAAUCUACUACUAAUAAUGACGCCUUGUCGACAGGCUCUCAGGGACAACAGGAGGUUGAGGAGUGGGAAAAGAGUGCAGAUGGCGAGGUAAAGAUUAACAAUGCUGUCAAUAGUCCUGGCGCUAGUCCUGUAGAUGGAAAUACGAAUCCAUUUGAUUGGUCAGCUAACAAACAAAAGGAAGGUCAAAGGAACGAUAAUGCUCCCAAAAAUGAAAAUAGAGGAGCCUUUAAAAAAGGACAUAAGAAAAGCAAGAGUAGUAAAAUUGAAUUCAAUUUUGAUCCAGAUGCAUUUGAGGGGUCAACUCGGAUUCUUGAUAUCUUUGAUUUUCCCGCAUCUUUCAAGACUCAUCAUCUCCACGAAAUUUUUCAAGAAUAUGAAAGUAUGCGUGGAGGCUAUCGCAUCAAGUGGAUGGAUGAUACUCGUGCUUUAAUCAUCUUUGAACAUCCAGUUACAGACCCCAAUAAUGCUCAACCUCGAGCACGUCCUGCUACUACUGACAUGGUCGCUAAGCGUCUUGUUCAUGGAGCUUUGGGUGUACGUACUAUUAGGUCACCUGAACAGCGUCAAGCAGAAAAUCAAAUUCUUCGGAAUGCUAGAGAUCAAAAAGACCAACAAAAGCGCAAUGAGACUAGACGUUCUCAAGAUGUGGACGCGGCCUUCAAUGAAUAA
Messenger RNA from Funneliformis mosseae, 861 nucleotides. Lineage: Eukaryota; Fungi; Glomeromycota; Glomeromycetes; Glomerales; Glomeraceae. The record is from the annotation of a GenBank genome assembly.